AUGGAUCCUAAACGUUUUUAUGGCCGAGCAAUCCCUUCUGAUGGUGAAGACAGCCAACUUUCUGGUAGUGACGACGAUCCAGAGUAUCAGAGCAAUUUCUUUGCUCUGCAGAAAUACGAGAGCUCGGCGCAAAGACGCGUAAAUGCUUGGUUGCUCUACAAGAGGAAUGCCUUGAGCAAACGAGAUGAGUACGCAGAAAGGCUUCUUCCUUUGGUCGACUUCAAGAUGGACCUGGCUGCAUCACUCUGCAAGGCUGGGAAGACUGUGGUGAAGAAGCGAGGAAGGCCUAGCAACGAGUCAAUAGAACAAGCCUCUCAGGAGAAGAGAAAAAGGGGACCAACAGCUCCAGCUUUAACUGAAGAUGUCCGGCUAGAUCAGGUUGGUCACUGGGUCCUUUGGAGCCAGAAGCGGCAGCGCUGCAAGUUUCCAGGCUGCACGGGAAUCUGCAUGAGCUACUGCGUAAAGUGUGAAGUGCACCUCUGUUCGACAAACAAGAGCAAUUGCUUUUUGUACCACACAACAAAAUGA
This is a messenger RNA of Rhipicephalus microplus (southern cattle tick), 528 nucleotides long. RefSeq lists its product as uncharacterized. Lineage: Eukaryota; Metazoa; Arthropoda; Arachnida; Ixodida; Ixodidae. The record is from RefSeq and is a predicted model, not a curated record.